AUGUCUCGCGCCGGUUUAUGGGUGAAGGUCAUCCUUGGCGGUAUCGCCAUCUCCGUUGGAGGCCCUGCCUUUGUGGAAUACAUCCGACCCACCGACGAGGAACUGAUCAAGCGGUAUAACCCGGAGCUCCAGAAGCGCAGUGCUGAGCAGGGAGAGCGUCGGGCACAGGAGUUUGACGAUUACGUUACCAAGCUGAAGGAGUGGUCCAAGUCUGACAAGUCUAUCUGGUACGCUGCCCAGGAAGAAUUGGAUCGCAAGCGUGCGAUUAUCGAGGCUCAACGGGCCAAGGCCAAGGAGGAGACCCGGAUACAACGUGAGGAGAUGCGCAAGGAAAUGCUGGGCGAAGACAAAUAG
Molecule: messenger RNA, 354 nt
Organism: Penicillium verhagenii
Lineage: Eukaryota; Fungi; Ascomycota; Eurotiomycetes; Eurotiales; Aspergillaceae
Exons: 3
Coding region: 1-354 (117 amino acids)
Biological process (GO): mitochondrial respiratory chain complex III assembly
Cellular component (GO): mitochondrial membrane
Source: RefSeq, a predicted model, not a curated record